Molecule: messenger RNA, 3416 nt
Organism: Lytechinus variegatus (green sea urchin)
Lineage: Eukaryota; Metazoa; Echinodermata; Echinoidea; Temnopleuroida; Toxopneustidae
Product: MAM and LDL-receptor class A domain-containing protein 1-like
Exons: 20
Coding region: 75-3416 (1113 amino acids)
Cellular component (GO): membrane
Molecular function (GO): protein binding
Source: RefSeq, a predicted model, not a curated record
GCUUUUAAGGGAACUGUUGGCUCCACCCCUGGUUCUGUUAUGGCAAUCGAUGAAGUACGAAUCGAUGUAGGGGCAUGUCCUCCACCAGGCUUCUGCACCUUGAAGAGCCAAUUUUUGAUUGGUUCAAUAUUGAUACUGACAAAAUGGAUUGGACCAUUUACUUUGGUAGAACACCAAGCAGCAACACCGGUCCUUCGAAUGAUCACACACUAGGAACCUCGCAGGGUCAUUAUGCAUACAUCGAGACAUCAAGUUCAGGCAACAAGUAUAAUGCUAUUCUCCAGUCCAUUGACUUUACUCCACGGAUUGAGGGCUGUUUCUCAUUUUGGUAUCACAUGUAUGGGAAAGAGAUGGGAACCCUCAACGUGCAUCUCCUAGAAGUGCAGACUGGCAAACGGAGUGUGAUCUGGACAAAAUCCGGUGAACAAGGCAACUUUUGGAUCUCAGCUGAGAUUGAGUUGUCAGUUGGUGUCUAUCAUAUCAUUGAAUUUGAAGGCAUUGACGGUGCCAGUUUUACCGGAGACAUCGCAUUGGAUGAUAUCAAGUAUACCGAGCAUAGCUGCCAAUAUGUCCCUCCCCCUACACCAACACCCACCCGUCCUGUUACCUCGGCUCCGCUUCCAUGGGACUGUAACUUUGAGGGCGGCACGUUCUGCUCCUGGAUGCAGGGAUCAGACGAUGAUUUUGAUUGGACGAUUCAAACUGGCAGCACACCAACUGUUGGAACAGGACCCCCUGCAGAUCACACAACUCAAACGAAAGACGGUGCCUACAUGGCCAUUGAUGCUAGUUCUACCAGUGCCGAUGAUGUAGCUCGCCUCUAUAGUGACAGCAUCCCUAUAGGAAAUCAUAUGUGUAUGACGUUUUGGUAUCACAUGUACGGGGCUCACGUGGGUACAUUGAAUGUUGGAUAUGGGAACACAGAUGGCAACACAGAAGGCCCUGUCAUCUGGACCAAGUCUGGAGACCAGAGUUAUGACUGGAUAGUGGGUCAUGUGGCUAUCACCACAACUGUGAAAAACCCUAAGGUGUACCUGGAAGGCACAGCUGGAAAAGGUUACCAAGGGGAUAUUUCUAUUGAUGAUAUCAUGUUUAGCUAUGGAGACUGCCCAGCAUUACUAUAUUGUGAUUUCCAGUCAGAUGAUGCGUGUGGAUAUGCCAAUGAUGACACAGAUCAGCUGGACUGGACCAGGGAUCGAGGGAUGUCUCCAGGGCCUUCUACUGAUCAUACGUCAGGAACCACUAAUGGUUUUUAUAUGCAAAUUUUGACUGGGCAGCUGACAAAUGUUGGAGACAGUGGAACAUUGAUAUCCUCCGUAUAUCCUAUUCCGCUAAGUGGUUUUAGAUGUACUGAGUUCUGGUACAUGAUGAGUGAUGACUUUGGAGACCUAAAGGUGGAAGCCUACCAAAUAGACCCAUCAGGAGUUAUCUUACCAACUGGAAUAUCAAUAUCUUUUAUGGAGCCAACUGGUGGUCUUUGGCGCAAAGCAUCGAUAGAAGUAGCUUCCAAGAAUGACAAUGUUUUCACCUUCAAGUUGGCUGUCAAGAAGGCUGUUUCAGGUGUCUUUGCCGCACUUGAUGAUAUCUUUGUCAAAGAUCAGCAGUGUACAGGACAACUAGGGUCAUGUGACUUUGAGGUUGACACCUGCGAUUGGACAAACACCCAGAAUGCUGAUGAGAUUGAUUGGCUACGGCAUAGUGGUUCUACAGGCACCCCCGACACCGGCCCGACCUUUGACCACACCACGGGCACCCCAUCGGGUUGGUAUAUGUACCUGGACUCCACCCUUGGUACCUACGGGAGCAGGGCGAGACUGGAGUCUUCCAGCCUAGAUCCUCCAGAGGACUUUGUCUGCUUCAGUCUGUGGUAUCAUAUGACCUGCAGUGAUGACAGUAAAAACAAGCUGACAGUAGCCUGGGAAACUGCAUACCAGACCAACAUUGUCUGGUCUUUCACUGGCGUUGCUGAAGAUGAAUGGAACUUUAGACAAUUAACAUUCAGUAUCAGCAGGCAGUAUAGGAUAAUGAUAGAGGGAGUGCUUGCUGAUACUUCAGCCUGUGAUAUUGCUAUCGAUGACUUGUACCUCUUCAACGGUGCUUGCAGUGCUGACACCACCCUUCCUCCGCCGUUCGCUUGUCAGACGGGAGAUGAGAAAGUAGAUCCUAGCAAGGUCUGUGAUAUGAGACCCGACUGCACAGAUGGGUCUGAUGAGAAGAACUGCGGAACCUGCGCAUUUGAGGAACCCGAUGACCAGUGCGGUUAUACCAGCGAUCCAGCAGGCCUGCUACCUUGGAUACCGCAGGGAGUUGGAGUCUCCCCCACCCCAGCUACCAACCUCCCCUUACCUUCUUUGUUCAUUAAUACUACAUACAUGAUGGUAGAUAGGACGGCCGUUCCUGUAGUGGGUGGAGAUUAUCCUCGUCUUGUAAGCCCUUGGAUACAGGAGGCUGGAUCCAACUGUCUCCUGACCUUCUGGUAUUAUCUUGACGGUGCAGAUGACAUCAUUGUCACAUACAAGACUUCUCCUUCUGAAGAAACCAUAAUGUACCGGGCUGAUAUUACAAUAAGUGGAUCUUGGCAACAAGCAAUUCUAACCGUUCAGCGGAUAAGAAGGCCCUUCCAGAUCAAUUUUCUUGGACUUCUGGACUAUAGCACCGCGGGAGGCAUUAUAGCUGUCACCGAUAUUGAACUCACCUUCUGUGGUUUCCCGGAGCCACAGACGUCUUGCAAGGACGGAGAGUUCACAUGUUCCAACAGAGCUUGCAUCAGCACGCCUCUGGUCUGUAACUUUGCGGAUGAUUGUGGAGACUUCUCGGACGAGUUGCAGUGCGACCCAGACACCUACCCAGGUCGAUGUGACUUUGAGUCCAGCAUGUGUUCUUACACAAACAUCCCUGCUGACUACGCGUGGGUGCGAACGUCUGGCGCGCUUACCAAGAAUGUGAAGUACGCACCUACACGUGAUCAUACCACCAACGACGUAGGGGGCGGUUAUUUGCUGGCGGAUCCAGUGGGAACAAACCCUGGGGAUGUAGCAAGGAUCGCAUCACCUGUCUUCCAACCAACCGGUCAGACAUCUUCUUGUAUGAUUUCUAUGUCAGUAUUUCUACAUGGACCUGAUGCGGGUGUUCUGAACAUAUACACAAGGACCUCAAUAGGGGGUCUACUUACCCUGCUCUAUAGCAUACCUACACUUGAUAUGGAUUGGUUUGGAAAGUACAAUCAAAUCAUCACUGUACUUGACAGAUACCAGGUAGUCAUAGAGGCAGUUACUGGUGGAGGACCCAACGGAGCCAUCGCCAUUGACGACAUUGCGUUCUCAAACUGUGACCUCUCUAACGAUCCUCUUCCGGUGGGCGUGACACCUCCACCAACUACUCACUCCCCUGAUUUUAUUGGUGGAGAUGGACAGUAA